AUGGUCAGUCUCCAGCCGCCACACAUGAUGCUCAGCGUCUGCUGGGUCGGACGUAUGUACACACUUCUGUACGAUCGCAAUCAGAUGUCGAGAGCAGUGCUCCGCAGACUGUGGCGAACGGACUUUACCCAUUGCGAGAAUCUUUACGAGCAUCGCGAGCCACAGAGAGGAUCCCGUGGUACAUGCAAUCUCCCUCGCACAUCUUAUCAUACACCCGAUGGGAUUGGAGAUCUGCCGACGUAUGCGCAAAGUCGCAGACGACGACAAGGCGAACGUCUGGUUCACCAGCAAAUUCCACCCAAACAGGUCAUGCCUAAGUCCACGGUGUACAAGAGGCGCUUGCCUGUCAUGAGUCCGUUAGACACCAUGCUUUCGCAAGACAAACCCUUCGAAAAGAACGUCAUCUACCCACUAGAGAUGGACUGGAGUCGGCUCGACGAGAAUACAAACAACAUUACGGUCAUGGCGGUGGGGUUUCGCAAAAUUGAUCUGCUUCGGGAGUCUGUAACAAGGAGUCGAAACUCUACUUGUAGUUCGACUUCCAGCGUGCAGCAGACACUGUGCUGGCCAUGGGUGCACGAUGCUCUUCGAUUGAGGAUUUUUCAAGGACUCCAUUGCAGAAUGCUGCCACGUCUGCAGCACAAGCGACAGGAUUCUCAUCUCGGUUUAUGGAAACACGGCUUUAUCGCAGCAACGAUCCACGCCGAACAGGCCGCGACGUCAAAGAGCAAGAUGCACUUCUCUCUGGAUAUGACGAUCAUUCAUGGCCGCGGCCACGACGUUGCUGCUUCGACUGCGUUCGAAAUUCUCGGCAAGAAUGAUUGA
Messenger RNA from Zymoseptoria tritici IPO323, 825 nucleotides. RefSeq lists its product as uncharacterized. Bases 1 to 825 code for a protein of 274 amino acids. The transcript has a single exon. NCBI's taxonomy places the organism in Eukaryota, Fungi, Ascomycota, Dothideomycetes, Mycosphaerellales, Mycosphaerellaceae. The record is from RefSeq and is a predicted model, not a curated record.